Molecule: messenger RNA, 351 nt
Organism: Echinococcus granulosus
Lineage: Eukaryota; Metazoa; Platyhelminthes; Cestoda; Cyclophyllidea; Taeniidae
Exons: 3
Coding region: 1-351 (116 amino acids)
Source: RefSeq, a predicted model, not a curated record
AUGUAUCUUUUAUGGCAUUUUAAUGCAUUGUUUCUGUGGGCCAACACUAUAAAACGUGACAACCCAUUGUAUCUCGAAACAAAUCAUUUGCUUAGUUUUAAUGUGUUAAAUUGUGACGGCUGUAAAAAUUAUGGUCUUAUUGGUCUAGUGUUUUUCGGUGUUAGUGAUCUUUUGAUUUAUAGAUUAGAAUGUUAUUUGAAAUGCAUCAAGCUAAAGUGUGUAGUAUUCGAUGAUGUGGAGAAGAGAGAAAGGAGGCAGAGACGUUUAUAUUUCCAUAACAUGUUAGAGUAUUUUGAGACAACUCUUUCACAGUCUGUUUUAAAAUGCACGGGUAUUUGUCUACCGUCAUAA